CGAGCCCAUAGCCCAUGCGAGCCGCAAGUUCCCAAACCAAACAAAAAGACUAGAGAAGAGACAGAGGCCAGCAGCACAAAUGUUUUUGUAUGAAGGAAAAGAAUAACAGGCAAUCGACAUGAUCUUGAAAUUUACAUUUCCACUAGAAGAUUCAGUAAAGGAGACCUUAGAAUCCGAAAAUGAAAAGACCGUGGUUGUAUCGAUUGUGGGCAAAUCAGAUUUUCGCUCUUUUGGCAGCAAAGGUGGCCCAGCCGAUGAAACUUGUGAUAGGCAAGUUUUCACCACGAGCAGGCCACCCAAGGUUCCUUCCAAAUCCUUGGUCUUGAUUGAAGGCUAUCAUGAUAAAGCAAACAAAAUAAUGUUUCUUCACUUGAGAAGCCCAUUCGACUCAAGUCACUUUGCAGAAAUCGUUGAGCAGGAAGAUGACGACUCCAAGUCGUUUCAAGAGUUGUUAUCGGAGUGUCGGGCGCAGCAAGCGAAAGCGAUGCUAUUCCUGCUGACCAUUUCACACAUCGUCAUCCUUUCGUCACCGUCACCCAGAUUUGAAACUCAGUAUUUGCAGUUGUUUAGAACCCUGGACCAAAUAAGACAAAAAGCACACCCGUUGAUAGCCGACCAACUGCACAAGAUGCCGGGAGUGAGCGCUGAUUGGACUGCCCAGCAACGUAUGUGCACCCCCAGACUUCUGUUUUACUUCCAGUCCAAUCAACUGGAUGCAAAUAAAGAUCUGAAGAAACUCGAACACUCCAUGGAAGACCAAAUAUACAGACAACUUAGGCGUUGCAGAAUCAUCACAAACUCAACGACACUGUCGCUCUUUGCAAUUCCACCAAACCAGGAAUUUGUGUUCAUUGAGGACCAGGAUCUCAAUGUUUUGGACAAAACUCAGCAGGCUGUUAAUCGAGCGCUAAGGUUUUGCUUGGGAGAUUGUGCAGAAAAGACUGACAACAGUGACUUGCUUCCAAGAAAUGUUCACCGCUUCAAAGAGUUUCUGCUUGAGCAUGUGAACACAGCUUUUGGCAAAGGCUUUGACGACUCUCUCGGCAGACACACAAACACAGCACAUUUUGAGAUCCCACCACUGUCGGUGUGGGCAGAAGCUUCUUCUGCAAUUUAUAAAGUUCUGUUGGGCGAAGAGACUAACUCGAAGCAAAGACAGGUGCUCAGCUUGUUGUCCAGCUCAUUCAACGUGUCGAUUCGGUUCAGUGAGGCUAGGUGCAAAAAGGUUUUACCGAUGGCUUUCGCUGCAUACCAAGAGGGACUGCCCACGCACUACACCAAAGCCUACCAUGAAGGACGGCUGGCGUUUGCAAACUCUGUUUUUCUGCAACAUGCUCGAGGCCCGUCGUGCUCCAAGUACAUAGCUGACUUGAAGCAAAUGUGCGAUGAACACUGGCAUGAUGGCCGACAAAUGUGCGAAGUGCUCAGCUUGUCUGGAAACCCUUGCACACAGCCACUACAUCUUAACGUUGAAGGGGAGGAACCAUGUGAAACUGCUCUCUCUAAGAGUGACCCCCUUUCAACUAUGCCGCACUCGAGUGGCGUUAGAUAUGUGUCCACCUGCAACUGCGGCCGCAAACAAGGCCCACGAGAGGAUCCGUUCGUCCUUCGAAUAGCCAACUGCGAAUUUUACGCUGCUCUUGCAGUUGACUGCUGCAGUAGCCUCCACUCAUUGACAUUCCCAGUUUUUGAGCCAAGCAUAGAUGACUUCAAGGCCGCCAGAGUGGCUGUUGAUGAGCAGCCAAGAAAGGACAGCUUCCGAGCAGUGCAAGAGCAGAAACUCAGCUUGGGAGGAACCCUGUCAGAAAUGGAGGAUGCAACUCGCUUCAAACAGAGAGAUGGAUUCUCAGACCAGAGUCUCCUCCUCCAAAUGGAUGACCUCUGCUUGGAUCCUGGGAAAGAAAAAGGAUUGCUACGGCAAGCGUCCACAACCGAGUACUUGCCUGGAAUGCUACACACUGCGUCGCCAGCAGGCCUGCUUCCGCAGUUUCCGUCAUGGUCCCUGGUUUGUCUGGGUCCCUCUUCAGUUUACUCGCACAACCAUGGCCUCACGGAUCAGGCUGGGUUCCUUCCAGGCUCAGCGUAUCUCUUGCCCUGGGACGUGACUGUCCGAUUUGAGCCGUCCGAGAUGGGCAAAAAGUGCGAGGCAAAGUGGACUUCGAUUGGAGCUGGUGGGGUAAACAUACCUGUAUCGCCCAACCAGCAAAGGAAGUUUGGUGGCAAUGUUAACAAGCGGAAGACAAAGGUUGGGAAAGAUCAUAUCGAGUUUGCUUUGAAAAUUUUCAUUGGUGUGGAGUAUGAGUGCCCAAGAGGCCACCGAUUCAUGCUCUCCAGCCCCGACAAGAUGUUGAAAGCGUCUGGCGCUGGCAUUGUGAAGGAAACUGGGGCCAAAAUCGUCUCGAAUGAUAUGCCGCUUUACUGCCUCUGCCCCUGUAACAAAAACUCCAAGCCAUUGCUCGCCCAGCUAAUGCGAAUCCACGUGGUUACCCCAAAAGCGCCUGUUUACGUUACACUAAAUCCGAAAGUUCAGCCGGCACCAGAUCCCUGCCCAGUUUUCGUCUCUGGACUCAACGAGCCACUUGUACUCACGCAGAGUGCUUAUUGGAUUCUCAGACUUCCAUUUGUUUACAUGGCCGAGCAAAAUUUGUAUCGUAUGCCAAAGGAAACCGUUCCUCUGAACUACGGCCGAUUGCUGGCUGGCUGCUACAGCAUCAUCCCAGAGGCAUCAACGUUUUAAUU
This is a messenger RNA of Cloeon dipterum, 2739 nucleotides long. Its product is annotated as nonsense-mediated mRNA decay factor SMG8. Bases 119 to 2737 code for a protein of 872 amino acids. The transcript has 15 exons. Lineage: Eukaryota; Metazoa; Arthropoda; Insecta; Ephemeroptera; Baetidae. The record is from RefSeq and is a predicted model, not a curated record. Gene Ontology annotation, biological process: nuclear-transcribed mRNA catabolic process, nonsense-mediated decay.